This is a messenger RNA of Olea europaea var. sylvestris, 459 nucleotides long. Its product is annotated as zinc finger BED domain-containing protein DAYSLEEPER-like. The transcript is spliced from 3 exons. The coding region runs from base 1 to 459 and encodes 152 amino acids. The record is from RefSeq and is a predicted model, not a curated record. Lineage: Eukaryota; Viridiplantae; Streptophyta; Magnoliopsida; Lamiales; Oleaceae.
AUGGCGACCCGGGACAAGUACGGAGGAAAUGAAUGCUUGUCAUUUGUUUUUAUUUCAUUCAACUUCAUUGCUGGUACUAUUGAGCAUGUUUGGUCCACCAUCAAGGAAGCUUAUGGGAAGGUUUCAAUUGGUACUUACUCCUUUGAUCAAGACAAUGCUAGGAGGGAACUUGGAAAUAUGAUAAUCUUGUAUGAGUAUCCGCUUUUGAUGGUUGAAUACAUUGGAUUUAGAAGAUUCAUGAAUACUUUGCAACCAUUGUUUAAGAAUGUUUCUCGUAAUACUAUAAAGAAUGGUAUUUUGAAAAUAUAUGAUUACAAGAAAUUGAAAGUGAUGAGCUUAUUGGAGAAGAACAAUGGCAAAAUUACAAUCACUACAGACAUGUGGACUUCUAAUCAAAAGAAAGGAUUCGUGGCCAUCACCGUGCAUUUCAUAGAUGAAGUUUGGAAACUUCAAAGUUGA